GUUUAACACCACCGAAGUACCAUCCCAAGGACCUUCCCUAGCAAAGCUAUGACAAUCUAGCGGGCUUAGACAAAACUGAAGGAACAACUCACACCGAACAAGACAGCGGGUGAAACACUUAUCAACAGCAGGAACGAUUUGUUAUCGGUUUCCAACUGCGCGGUCAGUUUACUUCAGUGUCUUACAAACACCAAUCACCUUGAAGUAUGGCCCAUUCAUUGUGUACGCUUUUCCUUCUAUGCAUCACCAUCACUAUCAGUGCAAUUAUGUGUCUUCCUGGAGGGAAAGCUGUAGCACCAGUGAUCAAAGCCGACGAUGAUCCGAGACAUUCCAAGGGCCUCGAAGGCUGUAGCUUUGGUGGCAACUUCUACGAGUUUCAUGAAACCUGGAAUCCAGAUUUGGGCGACCCCAUCGGAGUCAUGUUGUGUGUUCGUUGUACAUGUGAACGGGUUGUUAAACGUGGUGAGCUAAUGGGACAAGUAUCCUGUCGUAAUAUAAAAAAUGAAUGCCCAAAGGAGCUGCCAUGUGACGAACCCAUACUCCCCGAAGGCGAGUGCUGUAAACGAUGCCCAGAUACCAAGAUUGUACCAGAUAAUUUGGCGAAAGAAUACUCCGAAGUUCAUGGCGAUCACGAAUCUUUUGAAGGACGAAACAUAGGCGAAGAAUUUCUCUCUGUGAUGACUGGUUCUGAAAUGCAACCCAGAGUGACAACAGAUGGCGCUGCGCGGGGCCAUUUUCUAUUCGUUAACGGAGAUUUGCAUUUUUCCAUCUAUUUCAAGGGGUUGAAGAAACCAAGGCAAGUGUAUUUUUCUGAUGUUUUGAACAACACGUUAUACGAACACGAUGUCCAUGAAACCGUUGGGAAAUCCAACAUGAUAUGUGGGCAGUGGAGGAAUCUACCGAACACACAUCUCCGUUACCUUGACAGUGGAAUGGUAUUCGUUACUGUAACCACCCGUUCUUAUCGUGAUGGCGAGGUCAGAGGUCGUAUCGUCACCCACCGUGCGACGUCCACGGAAACGUUCAGCUCGCUGUUGCUGCCCGAGACAGAAGGGGACCGACAGAGGAAAGGCGGCGGCGGUAUAGUAAUGAUGACUGUUAACGAGGACUCUAAUAAAAUAAACUUUGUGGGAGUUCUACAGGGCAUGAUCGAGGAUACCGAUGACAGCUUGGAGAUUAGCGUUCAGUUCGUGAGGCGUGGGAAAUUACUGAAUGAAGUGACGACAUCAAUCCGACCGAUGGACGCAGUGUUCGCUGACGUUUGGUCACGUGUAUCCAAGAACCAACAAAGAUGGUUGGCCAGAGGUCAGGUGAAUGUGCUUGUCAGACUGAAUUUACCAUCGGGGAGAACAAACGCACAAGGCGACAUUACACCGCUCCGAACAUGUAAUGAGAUGCAUUCUGUAAUGUCUGGCAGUAGCGCAUUGGACGGUCCCACUUACACUGGGGCGACUGGGUCUGCAAUGAUAACUCUCACAGACGAUGGUGUAAUUGAGUACACUAUACGACUUAUUGGUGUGGAAACUGCUGUUAUUGGGUUGACCCUUGAAGUGCCCCACCCCAAGAAAUCACAUAAACGUAAAAUACUAGACGACAUUAUUCGUUUCUACAAAAAUGGAUGGGCAUACGGUAAAUAUGACAAGCCAUCAGCAGGCGAUAUUCAUAAUCUUCUGAUGAAUAAGAUUUCAAUAAAUGUCGCCACUGUAGAACAUCCUACGUCAGAGAUCAGAGGUCAAAUCAAACACUUAUUGUACAAUGGACACUUUGCAAGACAUCAAGGUAUGCCAAUCCCGCUGGCGGGAGUCAAUUUUGUUCCACCCGUUCAAACAAGCAUUGCUGGACAUGCUUGGAUCUCUCUCGACAGAGACUGUGCACUUCAUUAUGAAAUAAUCACAGAAGGAUUGCAGAUGGCAAAAGGCAAGGAAAAGCACUCGAAACUGAAUGGCUUGGCCGAGCUGAUAAUUAUUGACGAAGCUUUUGGGAAUCAGAAAAUUGUUCUUAAUACGUUCGACGAUGAUUUGGCAAUAGGUAGAUUGGCAGACCUCGAUGAGGACGUGUUACAAUACCUAAAUGAAGGAAAUGUGUUUAUUCAAAUCAGCACAAAAGCACACCCGGAUGGAGAAAUAAAAGGACAAGUCACCCUACCAAAUAGUUGCGGACGCCAAGAUGCUCCAAAUCUAAUGGAACACACCAACAAUAAUAACAUGCCCAGUAUUGGGUUUAACGUUGAGGCCGACCCAAGAUCCUGUUAUUUCGAAUCUGAGUACCAUGUCGACGGAUCUAGUUGGUCACCGAAAUUUGACAAGAAAUGUUCGACUUGUACUUGCACGAGACUGGCAGUGAUAUGCGAUCCUGUCGUUUGUCCCACACUGAACUGCUCUUCACCAGUCGAGCUACCCGAGGAAUGCUGUCCAGUUUGUCCCUCAAAAGAAACUGAAGGCAAAGAAAUAACUGAAGAAGAGAAUAAACUCAAUUCACACGACGAAGGUUGCUUUUUCGAAGGAGACAAAAAGUUCCAUGCAAUGGGGUCAACGUGGCAUCCUUACGUACCUCCCUUCGGCUAUAUGAAGUGCGCCCUCUGUAAAUGUAUGCCCGGAAACCAAGUGAACUGCUCGAAGAUAAGAUGUCCAGAGUUGCAUUGCGACGCACCAGUGAGACUGAACCCCAUGGACUGCUGCCAGACAUGCCCAGAACAAAUUACAACUACUCCGAGAACGAUACCAUCAUACGAGUUCAUGGCAGACGACAGCAACUCGGCCUGUUACGUUGGUAAGAGAAGAUAUGAAGCAGACGAAGAGUGGGUGCCGGAGAUUAAUGGGGCAUCUUCUUCUACCAGUAGAUGUAUUAGGUGCCAGUGUAAGGAGGGAAAGGCAACAUGUAAACUAAGGAAGUGUCCAAAAACCGACUGUGAGAAUGAAAUGUACAUAGAUGGGGAAUGCUGCCCGAUAUGUCUUGACGGUGUGGGGAAAACUGACAGUUAGAACAAGCCAACCACGUGAUUUCGACAGUAGACCAUGUGAUUGGUAAAGCGAAACCGCGCGCGUUAACACCAGAGUCGGGGGCGCCAACUUGCAAAUCAUGACAGAGUAUAGUAUACUCCUGAAAAGCACGUGUAUAGCUUUGUGGUUCAACGGGACAGAAAACAUCAACGAUUCCCACGUUUAUCUCUAGCUGUGUUUUGAUAAUUGUGAAUGUGAAUAUUUAAUAACCGGCGUGAACUGUUAAUAUCUGACACUGUAAAAUAUGUAAAUGUAACACCUAAAUAUGUUAUUUAACUAUUACGCUGCGUGUACCAGCAAUAAUCGUGCAAUCAUCAUCUUGUAAACAAACAUUGUACAUUCUUUGAGUGGUAUGUUCAGACAAAUGGCGUGUGUAUAUCCAGAAUAUUAUAAUAGUGUAGAUAACGUCAUAACGUGUGAUGGCGAAUGUGUAUAGUGUAGAGUAUGUAUUAUUGCUGUAGAAUAUGUAAUUAGUAUUGGAUAGCUUAAUUGUCAUUAAUAUGGUUGUUUAACUUGGGUUCAUGAAAGAAACUGCAUUGUACAGGAUAUCCAAAAAAAGACCACUGCAAAUAGCCAUCACGAUUUCAUUGAGAGCGAGUUUACCACGAGAUUUCGCCAUUGCAUCCUCUGUUCUCUUGCCAUAUGUAACAAUGGAAUUUGGAACAGCAGAAAAUUAUUUGAACAUUAUUUUGAAGAACAAAUACAAGUCUCGAGUCUCUCGUUCUCAACGAGAUCUCUGCAGCCACCUACUGUAAAAUAUUUGUAUGGCAUUCACGACGAGUUAAAAAUGGGUCUUUGUAAUUUAAAAACAGACCAUAUUGUUAAAACAAUCAUUUUACUAACUUGUAGAUAAUUACCAUAUAUGACGAGUGAGUAUAAAUUAGUAUUGUCGAUGUAGAAUAUGUAAUUAGUAUGAUGUCACCACAUUGUCAUAAUGACCAUCAAUAUACACAAAUGUACCUGCCAAAAUAAUUGCUGGUUUAUCAGACUAUAGUGUGAAAUAGUCUUGCUGUAUAUUUGCACCAACGGGGACCAUUGCGAUAUAUGAGCAAAUGGCGUACACGAAUACUUCAUUGUUAUUCCAAUUAUUCCUGCGUAAUGUACACGUCACGAUUACGGUGUGUGAUCAUAUGUAGUAUAUGCGUACACGUCACUUUUAUUACGAGUGUUUAUAUGUAGUAUAUGUAAAAUGAGAAAUAGACACGCAUAGUGUGUUGUAGAUUAUGUAGAUUGUACAUCCAUUCGCAUAUGGGAGCGGUUUUUAUAGAAAUUUGUAUCCAUAAUUUCUUUCUUUCAGAUCUUUCCAUAUGCAUUGUAGUAAUAUGUAAAUCUGUCCAUAUGUAGAUUAAUUAGCAUAGCUUUAAUGAGUAAAAAUUGCCUUCCUAUUUUUUUGUAUUUAUUAUGCAGAUUUUUAUAACAGAACAAUUUCAAAUUGUUCUACAUUCAGUUUUGUUUUGAUAGGCUAAUAUUUUAAUUGUUCAAUAAGGGUUAAUCCAUCACCAUUCAUUUUACUCAAUGUAUAAAUUGCGUGUAUCACUGACAGUCGAAUGUUGUAGUAGCAGAAUCUAUGCAUCAUCACCAGCUGUAAAACAAUUUUUAGAUUUAAAGAAAAAUGUUUAUAUUUAAAUAAGUUUUUCAGGGACUUGUAUUUUCCUAGGAUUAUUUUUCCCGAGAUAAAAUUAUUUUCACUUAUUGCGUAAAACAAUUGACAAUUCUCUUUUAGAUGCGCUGCUCAGUUCAGAAAUAUUAUUUGAUGCGUACUUCACUUGUAUAUUUAUGAUUUUUUUUAAGACUUGUUUUAUUGAACUGAGUUAGUGGUAUUUAUUGACGGUAAGCUGGACGAUGCUUGAGAAAUAUUCUGAGUUGUCACUGUGAUCUUUGACACGCUUUGAGAUGUAAAAGUACGUGUAUAUAAUAUAUUUUAGUUGUACAAACGCCCACGCAUAUUUUGCGUUUUUCGAGGCGUCAUGUACACGGCUGUUCUCUGUACUCGAAAGUUUACACUAAGUGUGUAUGCUAACAGUUAUGGAGCACAAAUGAAUUAAUAAAGCGUAUGCUGAAUGGUUCAAAUUA
This is a messenger RNA of Saccoglossus kowalevskii, 5072 nucleotides long. It is a transcript of the gene chrd, whose product is annotated as chordin. Gene Ontology annotation, molecular function: BMP binding. The record is from RefSeq and is a predicted model, not a curated record. Gene Ontology annotation, biological process: multicellular organism development; dorsal/ventral pattern formation; negative regulation of BMP signaling pathway. Lineage: Eukaryota; Metazoa; Hemichordata; Enteropneusta; Harrimaniidae.